Tripterygium wilfordii is the source of this 4071-nucleotide messenger RNA. RefSeq lists its product as uncharacterized. The record is from RefSeq and is a predicted model, not a curated record. The transcript is spliced from 4 exons. Lineage: Eukaryota; Viridiplantae; Streptophyta; Magnoliopsida; Celastrales; Celastraceae. The coding region runs from base 1572 to 3950 and encodes 792 amino acids.
GCUAUUGCAAGCAGCAGUGGCACUGGGAGCUUUCAACCCACUCUUGAGCAAUAACUUUCAAGCUCUGUGCUUCGGAAGCAAUCUGCCACAGUUGCAAAUGGAGCCUACACCAUAUGAAAUUUAUGCUAAGGAAUGCAGCCUGAAGAAGAAAUGAGCAAUGGAGAAGCUAUGGCGGGUCUAGGUUAUAGAGACGACAAAAAAUUCACAGAAAGUACAUGGAACUUGGUGACAUCUCCAAUUCCAUCGCCUUCCUUAGGAGAGCCAAGAAGUGAUGCUUUUCCGCAAAAUGACCACACCCAACUGCAGAUGCUGCAAGAUAUUGAGCCACUGACUACGUCCGCCGCAAUGUCAAAGCAACAGCACCAGCAUUGUCUUUUUGGUAGAGAUUUCAGCUCUGUUUCGUCUACGAAGCAAGUUCUACAAUCACUUGAGCCAUAUCUUGAUUCGUGGCCAAUAAAUAGGGAUUUUGUUUCACAUGUUGAUGAUUCAAUCACAACAAAGCUAUCAAUCUCUACUCCAAUGUAUGGCUGCCAAUCUAAUAUGAGGAGCGGUCCUCCUUCAAGGGAUGGUUGAAAGAAGUAUGUACAUACAGCAACUUGCUUGGUUUGAAUUUGGCAUCCACAUCUAUGAAUCUCACCUGCCUGUGCGCGCAGCCGACUUGUUCGUUACUUACGUUUCUGCAUGUUCAAAAUGAAUGUUAAACUUCUCAUAACGGGCAGCCUUUUAUUCUGCCAUCUAGAUUCUUCUGUCCAUCAUAGCAAUCUGUAGAAAGUUAUCAUGCUUAAAGUUGGGGCCCUUGACUAGUCAGCUAGGCAAAAGGGAAAUGCCAACGUACAUUGAUUAAGUUUUAUCUUUGUUUUUAGCUUUUCUUAUACAUCCCUUUCAUUUAAGAACAAUCACAGCUUCCAUGGGUGAGCACCAAGUGGCCACCAGCCUCUGCGUACAUUAUAGUAUACUAUCUAUGCUCCCGUCUACAGCGGGAUCCUCUUGCACAGGCGCUAAAACUUGUUAAGUAUAACCACCCUCUGGCUCGAAAUGCCUAUCCCCGACACCCGGCUUACUGGGACCUCAUUACUAGACAAAUAGUGAGAAAACCCAGCACAAGGCAAAACAAGCUUCUGCAUCUCUUCCAUAUCAGUGUUCUCUUCUCUUUACCAUUUGAAUCUUGAACUCCUCGGAGUCAACCGCACCCCCCUGCGAAGUCUUCUUUCUUUAUUAUCUGGGCUGGUCCCCCUCUUCUUGUAGAGUUAAAAUAUAAAAUAAAACCCACAAAAUGAAAUAAAGGAAAAUUGUCGGAAAUUCAUUCUCACGGCUGAAGGAGUUAAACGGAAUCUUUCACUUGCUCUCUCGUUGUCCAAGUGGAAAGGAAUAGACAGUGUUUGUUCAGAGCAAAAGCAGAGGAGGGCCAGAGGCAAAGGGCAAGUUCUGGAUGUCCAAAGCUCAGGGGGUCGCUGGUGAUCUUUCAUCGUAAGUAAUCUUCCCCAGGCUAUGUACUAUUCUUGUUUCAAUCUUCAGCAACUACAAUACAUAAGCAGCUAAACUGUUAAGCUAGGCAAAGGAGAAGGAAAGAUAUGGUUGCCAUCCCAGAAAGCGUCCAGAGGCUAUGGGAUGCAUGGAAUAUCAGGGGAGUUAUCCUAGUGAGUCUCUUCCUUCAGACAACAUUGGUUUUGUGUGCUCCAGUUCGGAAACGGUCGGUGCACAAGUUUGUGGUCGCCUUGUUGUGGUCAGCAUACCUACUUGCAGACUGGGCUGCAAGCUUUGCUGUUGGACUCAUCUCCAGUAGCAAAGGCAACUCUUCAAGCUCCUCUGCAUCUCCGGAAAAUGAAGCACUUCUGGCAUUCUGGGCUCCUUUUCUUUUGUUGCACCUUGGUGGUCCGGACACCAUAACUGCUUUCUCUCUCGAGGAUAAUGAGCUCUGGCUUCGGCACUUACUUGGGCUUGUUACUCAGGCUGUUGCUACUGGAUAUGUUUUCAUUCAAACGGUUCCCGGAGAAAACAAUGUAUGGAUUCCAACAAUCCUCAUGUUUGUUGCUGGUAUCAUCAAGUAUGCUGAGAGGUCCAGGGCAUUGUUUCUCGCAAGCUUGGAUCAAUUCCGUGAUUCCAUGAUCAAAGAUCCCGACGCUGGGCCCAAUUAUGCCAAACUCAUGGAGGAAUAUGCUUCAAAGAAAGAGGCAAAACUUCCAACGCAAAUAAUCAUGAUUCCGGAGCCUGAUAAAGAUGCCAAGGCUGCUCGUAUUGAGGUAAAGAAAGGUGAACUAAGUGAUCUUGAGGUGGUACAGUAUGCUUAUGACUAUUUCAAUAUUUUCAAAGGGCUCAUCGUUGAUCUCAUCUUCAGCUUUAAAGAGCGUGAUGAGAGCCGGAAGUUUUUUGAUGAGAGAACACCAGAGGAUGCUUUCCAAAUGAUAGAGGUUGAACUAAAUUUCAUCUAUGGAGUUCUCUAUACCAAGGUCCAAAUUGUGCAUUCUAGGUUGUGGUCUUCCUUACGGACGAUAUCCUUUGGUGCAGUUGUGUCAGCCCUGGUAAUCUUCCAUUACCGAGUGAAGAAACGUGUUUUUGAGGAUAUUGAUGUUAAAGUCACCUACACUUUGCUAGGGGGUGCCAUAGCCCUGGAUUUCAUAGCCUUGUUCAUGGCCGUAUUCUCCGAUCGGACAGCAGGUUCUCUCAAGAAGCGUGAUGGAAAAUCCGAUAAGGGGAAAUCAUUCCUGGCUACCCUUCUCAGGCUUCCAGCUACUCUCCUCACUCGCUUUCUCAAGCUAAAGAAAACAAAGUGGAGCAAGUGUGAAACAACUUUUUCAGGUAGCCGUCAAGCAUUGGCUACAUCAAUCUUCUUUCGCAGGUGGUGUGGAUCUGUGUCAGGACAUAGCUUGAUAAGAUAUUGCCUUAAAGGACGUCCACGAAGGAUCUACAAGGUCAAGCAUUUUUCAGACCAUGUAACUGAUGCUAUCUUUCAAAUUUUGCACAUUGAUAAAGCUCUCUUCACCAAAGCAGUGAGUGAUUUUUUUCAUAAAGUCAUCAAAUCACUCACUUAUUUGCCUUUUAUCGGCGGUGUUGUUCGCUUCAUCAAAACAAUCAUUCACCUUGUUGGAAGGGGAAUCAAAGCAGUUCUUGAUUUCAUCAUCGAAUUUUUAGGCCUCACAGAUUUGGUUGAUGAGAUAUUAUACAAGUCUAGCGAGCCAUUGACUAAAGAAUUAUGGGACUUUAUAUUCCACGAAGUGAAAAAUAAAUCCAAGUUUGCGGAUGAUCCAGAAACCGCCAAGAGGAUAAGCUCUGCCAAGGGUGAUUGGGUUCUGCAGUAUAGCAGUUCAAAUGAAGAAUACCAAAAUCUAAUCCGUUAUGUUACUGAUGUUGCUUAUGAUCAGAGCAUCCUGCUGUGGCACAUUGCCACUGAUCUCUGCUACCAAUCCGAUCUCCAGAACAACUUUAAAGGAUACGAGGACACCCAUUACCUUCAUCUAGAAUUCAGUAAGAUUCUCUCGGAUUACUUAGUUUAUCUUUUAGUCAUGCAACCGACCAUGAUGUCUGCAGUAGCUGGUAUUGGGAAGAUAAGAUUUCGUGAUACUUGUGCCGAGGCUGAAAGAUUUUUCAGGAGAAGGAAUUUUGGACCAAACGACGAAACAGAUGCCUGCAAAAGCAUUCUUGAGAUCAAUACAGAUGUAUCGCCUAUUGCUGUGAAAGGAGAUAGAAGCAAAUCUGUGUUGUUUGAUGCAAGCAUCCUGGCCAAAGAGCUGCAAAAACUGAAGCAGGAGAAAUGGAAGUUGAUGAGCCGAGUGUGGGUGGAGAUACUUUCCUACGCUGCAGGUCACUGCGUUGCAAAAACGCAUGCUGAACAAGUAAGUAGAGGCGGGGAGCUUAUAACAUUUGUUUGGUUAUUGAUGGCUCAUUUUGGGAUUGGAGAACAGUUCCAAAUCAAUGAAGGCCAUGCAAGAGCAAAGCUGAUGGUUGGCAAGUAGCUGAAGCCGAAUCUUUCUGUGCCUGAUUUGUAUUUGGAUUUGUGUUAGUAUUUCUGGUGUUGUAACGUUGCAGAUUUAAAACAUGUAUUGCAUCUUGUAAUCUCGCAGAAUUGUCUUUGAA